Messenger RNA from Apis mellifera (honey bee), 2448 nucleotides. RefSeq names its product probable ATP-dependent RNA helicase DDX43. The transcript has 11 exons. NCBI's taxonomy places the organism in Eukaryota, Metazoa, Arthropoda, Insecta, Hymenoptera, Apidae. Gene Ontology annotation, molecular function: ATP binding; RNA helicase activity; RNA binding. The record is from RefSeq and is a predicted model, not a curated record. The coding region runs from base 503 to 2383 and encodes 626 amino acids.
UUUUUCUUUUCCAUCUCUUCUUUUCAUCCCUUUGAUAGUACAAUACAAAUGAACACCCGUUAUUCUCCCUACUUUCAUUUCUAAGCUCUCAUUUCUCUUCUCAAUACUAAUACUUUCUUCCACUCUUUCAAUCAUGCAUGUGGCAAAUUCAAAAGAGAUUUGAAGAAUAGAAGAGUGGGGGAGCAAUGUUGCACAUGCGAAAGGCGAUGAUUCGCUCGACUUAGUCACGUGGUAUAACAUUACUUCCCCACUCUCUUACUUUUCUACAGAUAUUUAUUAACCGACGAACUUUGUCCACGCUAGAGUAGAGUAAUAACAACUCUGCUUGCAACUCCACUAGUCUGUUUCAGGAAAAUUUUUUUCCUGAAAACGGUUGAAGUUGUGAACGUUUAGUGGUUUAUUAGUUUAGUAGUGGUUAGAAUCGCCAUUUCAAUCGUCACGAGUGUUUUUUACAAGUUGUUGAUUUGGAUUUUUGAUCUUCAAGAAUCAAUAGUGUAAAAGAAUGGAAUUCCAACAAAAUUAUACAAAAGUUCAUUCAAAACAUAACAAUGGAAAUAAUUUUAAAAAUUAUAGACCUGGUAAAAAAGAACAUUAUUCAAAUUUUAUUUCAACUAAUUCCAAUCAAAAGUUUGUAAUACAAGUUAAUACUGAAAAAAUCGGGAAGUUAAUUGGAAAAAGUGGUAAUAAUAUAAGAGAGUUGCAAGAUAAGUCAAAAACUAAGAUUCAUGUUGACAGAUCUACUGGUAGUAGUACUACUUCAGUUACAAUCAUUGGGACCAAAGAAGCACAAAAACAGGCUAAAAUAUUAAUUGAAGAAAGUUUAAAAGAUGUUCCUAUAGAACAAAAAGAAAUAAAACCUAUAUUUCCUAUAGAGCAAAAACAAGAAGAUGAACCCAACAUUGACUUUCGCAACUUUGACUGGAAAGCAGCUAGCAAGGAAUGUGAUGAAUAUCAAAAAGAAAAAUGGUCAAAAUUUGCACCAAUUAUUAAAAACUUUUAUAAGGAACAUCCAACAGUUACAGCUAUGACGAAAGAACAGGUAGCUCACAUUAGAAAAACAAAUAAUAAUAUAGAAGUUAAACAUGUAUUUGAAGAACAAGGAAAUAAUGUAGAUCUCUUAAAAAUACCUAAUCCCAUUGAAACAUUUGAGCAAGCUUUCGAGAUAUAUCCUGAAAUACUCGAUGAAAUUAGAAAACAAAAAUUUGUUAAACCAAGUCCAAUUCAAUCACAGGCAUGGCCAAUUCUCCUUAGUGGUAGAGAUCUUAUUGGAAUAGCACAAACUGGCACAGGAAAAACUUUGGCAUUUUUACUUCCUGCAUUAAUUCAUAUCGAAGGUCAACAAAUACCUAGAGUCGAAAGAAAAGGACCAAAUGUCCUUAUUAUGGCACCAACUAGAGAACUAGCAUUACAAAUUGAAAAAGAAGUAAAUAAAUAUUCCUAUCAUGGUAUAAAAGCGGUUUGUUUAUAUGGAGGUGGAAGUCGCAAAAAACAAGUAAAUGUAGUGACCGAAGGUGUAGAAAUUGUUAUAGCAACACCUGGAAGAUUAAAUGAUCUUGUAGAGGCAAAAAUCUUAAAUAUUAGCUCAAUUACAUAUUUGGUAUUAGACGAAGCAGAUCGUAUGCUCGACAUGGGAUUUGAACCGCAAAUCAGAAAAACUUUAUUAGACAUUAGACCUGAUAGACAAACAGUAAUGACAAGUGCAACAUGGCCUCAAGGUGUUAGACGCUUAGCUCAAUCAUAUAUGAAAAAUCCAAUUCAAGUAUUUGUAGGAUCUCUUGAUUUAGCUACAGUGCAUACUGUUAUGCAAAAAGUUUAUAUUGUUGACGAAGAAGAGAAAACUGAUAUGAUGUACGAGUUUUUUCGUAAAAUGUCUCCGAAUGAUAAAGUUAUCAUAUUUUUUGGAAAAAAAACUAAAGUUGAUGAUGUAGCAAGUGACUUAGCUUUACAAAGUGUUAAUUGUCAAAGCAUACACGGGGGAAGAGAACAGUCAGAUCGUGAACAAGCAUUAGAAGACUUAAAAACCGGUGAAGUACAAAUUUUAUUAGCCACAGAUGUUGCCAGUAGAGGCAUUGAUAUAGAGGACAUUACACAUGUGUUAAAUUAUGACUUUCCGAGAGAUAUAGAAGAAUACGUUCAUCGAGUUGGUCGCACUGGUCGUGCAGGACGCAGUGGGGAAAGUAUUACCUUCAUGACCAGGAAAGAUUGGACACACGCAAAGGAUCUAAUUAAUAUUUUAGAAGAAGCAAACCAAGAAGUACCUGAAGAGUUAUAUCAAAUGGCCGAGCGUCAUAAAGCAUGGAAAGGAAAACGAGCGAAUGAUAAACACUUUGAACGAGUAGAUAAAUAUGAUUAUAAUCGUUCGUCAAGAAACAGAAGAUGGUAGUUCCUAUUUGUUAUUUAUAAGUAUGUUUCUGACAAUUCUUAAAUUAAUCAUUAUUAUAAAAACUA